This is a messenger RNA of Moneuplotes crassus, 1385 nucleotides long. Lineage: Eukaryota; Ciliophora; Spirotrichea; Euplotida; Euplotidae. The record is from the annotation of a GenBank genome assembly.
UAAAAUAAAAAUUAAUUGAGAAAUAUGAAGAAUUGAGCAAGGUUUAUAAGAAAACCAUCGGCUGAUCAUGUAGCGGUGAUGAAGAGGAAUUCGCAAGAAAGAUUGUCUGCCAGGCCUGGAGAUAAGUCAAAGCCGGUGAGAGAGUACUCUCAUAGGACAGAAGCGAGGAUUCAGAAGGGUUCUAGGAUGAAUUCAGCAAUCUCUCGAUCAACUCGGCAAAGAAAUUUUGGAAUAAUUAGUCACAAGGAUAUUAAAAAUAGUGAAAGAGCUUUCUCCACAGUUUCUGUUCAAGGCUCUAUUGAUAGCAAAGCUGAAAUAGCUCCUGUUUAUAAAAAUUUCAAGAAUUAUAAAUAACCUCAGAGGGCAAAACGAAAAGUGGAGCUUAAAAGAUGUUCCAAUAAAGUUUUUAGGAAAGCCAUCAAAUUUUAAUUUUCUCUACAAUUCCAACGCAAUGACAAAUUACUACAAUAGUCAGAUAAAAUCAAUAGACUUAUCUCCUGAGAAGGUCUAUACAUGGGACAACUCUGAGAAAAAGGAUAAAAUAGGAGACCUCAAGCAGGUUCUCCUCAACAGUAAUCGCAAAUAUGGCACUAUUGUCCCUGUUCCACAAAAGAAGAGGAUGAACAAGUCCUUUGACAAUAACCUGCUAUAUGAUUAUCCAGCCUCUGAGAGCUCAUUUAUGACCCUAAAUCCUAACUCCCCAUGUCAGAAAGUGAAUCAUUCGAGGAAAAUGAGUAAAAAUAGCUUAGUUACUGAUUACAAUUCAAGUGGUGCUAAGAAAGCUCAUAAAAUACACAGUGCGAGAAAGGAGCAAACUCUAAUGAACAUCAAGAAGAGCUAUAGAGUCACCUCAAUCUCCAAUAUUGGUCAACCCCUAGGAAAGCCAAACAGGUAUAACCCUAAGGAAAUAAGGAUGAAGAGGUACAAAGCCAAGAAUUUGAAAUAACGAAUCAAAAAAUUUUCUGAUUAAGGUCGAGAAAGCACCUAAGCCACAAGGUGAUUUGAACAAAUUAUUUUAUCGUAAGGAAAGUAAUUAUACAAAUCUUGAUUAUAACCCCAUUACUGGUGCUAAACCUCUCAGGCCAGCCACUGUUGGAGGAUCGAAACAAAACAAAACCAACCCAGCAGCCUGGAACGGAAGAAGAGAUAUAUUUGGUGCAAUUUUUAAAGAAACUCGCAAAUUAGCUCCUCAUUACAUUCAGAAAAAAUAGGAAAAUGAUUCAAAAUAAUCCCAAAGCCUUUUUUAAAACUAAAGGAGAAUUCACUAAAAAGUUAAAUCAUGAAAUUGUCAGGAAUUUUUCGAUAAUCCCACAUACGAGCCCAAGCAAGAAGAAAUAGUAAUUAAGACCUCUAAAAAGGCUUAAAUUCUUAACAGAAAACUUUCA